AUUUAGAAAACACUUGGUUACAGUCAUGCUACCCCAAAGUUUUUAGUCGUUGUGUGCUUGGAGACACUUGUGCUUGUGGAUGAAUAAAAUGAACCGUUAAUGAAAUUGUUUGGACUGCAGCCAUAAUCAUCUUAAAGAGUAAUUCUGCCUGAGGCUGGUACCAUGGAUCUUGUUCUGUCGUUUGGAAAAAUCGCAAAUAAUGAUCCGUUUAACUUUCUUUUCUUUGGUUUUAUAAGGCUACAUCCAGAGGGUAAACAUGUUAUUUAGCCAGCACAGGUAUUGCGAAAUGGAAGAUAGGAAGAAGGUGAAAUUUAAAUGGUUAAAAUCGGCGUUAUGGUCACCUACUAAAUACAGGAAGAACAGCAUGGGAGUAGCUACACCAACCCUUUGGCACCGUGACCCCAAUGAAGAAGCCUGCUCAGAUUCCCUGAACGUGUCAAAGGGCUCCACAGACUCGAAUGAACUGGAGAACUUGGACAUUCCAAGGAGGCCUUUCCCAUCAGCAGAUAAACGGAAGGCUUCUAGCUGCCCACCUGUAAAGACUCCAGUCAGGAGGAGGAGAGGUCGGAAAGACCGUAGGAAGCUAUUUCACAGGGAAAGCAAGGUUUUUUCCCCUCUUCAAGAAGCUGAGGUGGACAACCCAUGCACCUUGAACGAAUCCUUGAAAUCCUUAGAGAGAAAGGUUUUAAAAUCUCCUCCUAGUGGUGAGAACCACAAAAGCAGGAGUCCAGGGGGUGGUUCCAAAACAAUAUACACUAAGGCUCUGACAGCUGCCAUUGUGGGAGGUGUGAAGAAGCCAAUGGAAGUUGAAUACUGUGCAGAGAGAAGCUCCUCUACAGCACUAAGGCCCCAAGAUGGAGAGUUAUCCCUGGACACCAGUGAGGAAAUGCCUGAUCUUGAGCUUGCCCACGGCAUGCAUUUUGAUCACUCCUUAACAAACAAAAUGGAGUCUCCUGUGGGUGAGCACGUUGAAGACCACGACACCUUAGAGUACAUUGACACAGACCAGCAAAAUGACAUGGUUUUGGCUGGGAAGGACACAAGGAAAAUAAUUUUGAAAGAGGACUUUGAGGAGCCAGAUUGGUCUGACGUGGAUGACCCGGUGGAGGUUCAAACCUUUUCCCAGGAUGAGGAAUGGGUCACAAGCACUCAAUCAAAUGAGCACUGCUGUGAUGAUAUACUUCCGCCCCUCGAAUAUGUGGCCAAGCCCCUGCCUCACUUCAUGAUGCUCCACAAACCAUCAGAAACAUGGAGUGGUGGAGUCCAGCCACCCUGCAACCCCUUGGCAUCAAGCAGAUUUAUUAGAGAACCUAGUGACCCCUCUCUAAACACAUGGAGAGAACAAGUCCAGUCUCCCUGCUGUCCCUCUCCAAACACAUUGGAUUCCACCAGUCAGUUAUCCUUCAGCUACUCUCCAAAUGUGUGGAGCAGUGGUGGAUUCUAUUCCCUGUGUGACAUCUCACCAGAAACAUGGAGUGCCGGAGUCCAGUUUCCUUCUCCAAACACAUUUCAAAGUGUCCAGACCUCAGGUAUGUCCUCUGUGAUGAGUACAGCUGGCAGCCAACAGUGCCAAGGUAAUGUAAAUCAGGCUUCUGACCCUUUUGCUCUGCCAGUCUACAGCAACAAAUCUAGCUCCAGCUCACAUUCAUUCCAGUCCAGGGUCCCCCUCUACAGCAUGUUCCCCAGCUCAUCACUCCCUCCGUCCGACGGAAAGUCAAGGAGGUACUCGGACUCUGGCCUUGCUCACUUUCAGCCGUUUAGGGAUUCCACACAGGAACGGACCAGACGGGUGUCCCUGGAGGCGGAGCCUCUCUGGGCACCUCCUACUCCUGGCUUGAGGGAGGGGCAGAUGGGAUUCAUUGACACCCACUGUCACCUGGACAUGCUGUACGGCAAGCUGGGCUUCCAUGGGACCUUCUCCCGCUUCCGCAGCCUCCACCAGAGCUCUUUCCCGCCCGAGUUCCAUGGCUGCAUCGCGGACUUCUGCAACCCGCGGAUCAUGGUGAAGGACUGGAUCUGGGAGAGCCUUCUGAAGGAGGAGCUGGUUUGGGGCGCCUUCGGUUGCCACCCACACUUCGCCAAGGAGUACAAUGAAGUCCACGAGCGCAGCAUCCUGGCAGCCAUGCGUCACCCCAAGGCUAUUGCGUUUGGUGAGAUCGGACUGGAUUACUCCUACAAGUGCACCACGGACGUCGUUACUCAGAAGCAGGUGUUUGAGCGUCAGCUCCGCCUGGGUGUGGAGAUGAGGAAGCCUCUGGUGAUACACUGCAGAGAUGCGGACGAAGACCUUUUACAAAUUAUGAAAAAGGAGGUGCCAAGGGACUAUAAAAUACACAGGCACUGUUUCACAAACAACUAUGAGGUUAUUGAGCCAUUCCUCCAGGAAUUCCCCAAUCUGUCAGUGGGGUUCACCGCCCUGAUCACCUACCCCAGAGCUGUGGAAGCCAAGGAGGCAGUCAGGAGAAUACCCCUCGACAGAAUUGUGGUUGAGACUGAUGCCCCGUACUUUCUCCCAAGACAGGUCUCUAAGACUGUUAGCAGGUUUUCACAUCCAGGCCUGGCUAUCCACACACUACGAGAAAUCAGCAUCCUGAAGGGAGAGCCCCUCUCCACCGUCUUCGCCACUCUGAGAAGCACUACUGCACGGCUGUAUGGCCUGUAACCACCGCCCCACUGUGUGCCUGCUAGUAACAUUCUAACCAUGCUCACUGCACAGUCCACCACAUGCAAAAUGUGUAAACCAUAGAGACCUUGCUCUGUCCCUGCUGUAGUAGCUUGCAGAGGAGACGUGACGUUUAUAUUUUUGUAUCAACUAGUUUGGGUCUGUAGUCGCCCGAGGAAUACCAGUAUUGCAUAACAGCCGCUGCCUGUACAAUAUGUUCCCAGGGGGCAUUGCAAAUGGAUACAAAACUGCAGUGGCAAUUCUAAGUUUGAAGGCUAUUGAAUGUUAUUGAUUUGUACAUAUUCUCAAACUUCAAAGGCAUUAGAUGCCAACCUGUUUUGCCAGUUUAUUAGUUGUGAAAAUAGAUGAAAAUAACAAAACAUUUGCAGUACUCGCAAAUGACAUUUUAUUUGUAGUUUCAUUUUGUGUAUUUUCUUAAUCUGUUGAAAACAGAAAUACUUGUGCAUUAGGUGGCAUAAGAUGUCUAGUUAUGUUUUCUUUCUCUGUUCUGUCGGUUCAGACUGGUUUCAGUGUGUUUCACUUAGUAGUAUUAGUUUGUGUUCCCUUCACGCGGCAUUUUCAUGUGGUUUCGUGCACCUUGUUCUUUUGCUGUACAUUUUGAUUAGUGUUCAUUCCUUCAAUUCAACAAUUUAAUAUACAAGUCUUUAAGACCACAUUCCACACAGUUACGAUGAAGUAUCUUAUUGCGUUUUUCCGGUAUUCCCCCCCCCGUCUAAUUAAAAAUGUUUUUAAUGGACUCUGUGUUCUCAGAACGCUCAGUUGUUUUCCCGUUAUUCCUCAUUAAUUCUUGCUAUGGCUGCUGGAGUUCAACUAACCCACGCACCAAAGUUUUAUUACAUUUCAUCCAGAAACUAAAUUUAAUUGUGUUAAAAUAGAUCAGAACAGUGUCCAGAAUUUUCAGGUUCAUCGGGCACCAUGAGGUGAAAUGUGGAUGGCACUGUGUUCCCUCCCAGUGCAGAUCCAUUAGAACAGGAGAGCACUAGCAAAAACCCGUUGUCAGUGCUUUGGUUUGCAGUGCUUUGAAAAUAAGGAACUGGGAAAAGCUGUUAGUGUUUUGAGUGUAUAAGGAUAGCGGGGUAGUGAGAAAACGUGUGUUUUCUGUUUCACAGCAUCUUUAGUUCCUCAGAAUAACAGCUCUACAACGAGAACAAGCCUCUGACUGACGUGGGUGCUCUGUGAGAUAGAAGAGAGGCUUUUAGGCAUGUUUAAUAUGUUUUCUUUCCUCUUCAUCCUGUGUAGCUCAUGACCUACUUUUUUAGCAGGUAUAUUUUCCUUUGAAGCAAUCUCUUUUACAUGGCCUCAAGUGUAUCAGUGUCGUCUUUCAAGAAGUAACAGGAUGGGCUUGCGAGUGGCUCAUUUGGCAAAAGACUUGUACAUCUGGGGAAGAAUGAAAAAAUGCGCACUAACAUUGAUUUGCAGUUUAUGGGUACCUUUAUAAAGGCUGCAUGAUGUUCCUCGGCAUAGGUUAAGCUUGUUUUUAAUUAGUCUUGCCCUGAUGUAGAUGCAAGGCUUGUUACUUUCCGCAAAAAGUGCUUUGAAGUCUUUUGUGUAUCUCACCACUCUUGUUACUACAGCUGUGCUUUUGGCCAGCUGUCUGAUUUAACUUUAUACAACCUUAUUUUUUGUUCCACUUUGCUUUGUUUUCUACCGUUUUGAGUCUUUUAAAUAUAUGGACCCUUCACUUCC
This is a messenger RNA of Anguilla rostrata (American eel), 4369 nucleotides long. It is a transcript of the gene tatdn2, whose product is annotated as TatD DNase domain containing 2. The record is from RefSeq and is a predicted model, not a curated record. Gene Ontology annotation, molecular function: hydrolase activity, acting on ester bonds. Lineage: Eukaryota; Metazoa; Chordata; Actinopteri; Anguilliformes; Anguillidae. The transcript is spliced from 7 exons. Bases 257 to 2662 code for a protein of 801 amino acids.